AUGGUGCGUAACACGCAGUCUGCUUCUUCGAUUCGCAACAUCAAGUCUGUUGUUCCCCUGCUUGACCGCGUGCUCGUUCAGCGCUUUAAGCCGGAGACCAAGACCGCCUCCGGCAUCUUCCUGCCCUCGUCGUCGAGCCAGACGCCGCUUCCAGAGGCCUCGGUGAUUGCCGCUGGUCCUGGUGCUACGGACAAGGACGGCAAGGUCGUACCCACGAGUGUUCAGCCUGGCGACAAGGUGCUGCUUCCCUCUUGGGGUGGCAAUUCGAUCAAGGUCGGCGAAGAGGAGUACCUGUUGAUUCGCGACUCAGAGAUCCUGGCGAAAAUUAACGAAUAA
This is a messenger RNA of Malassezia sympodialis ATCC 42132, 336 nucleotides long. RefSeq lists its product as uncharacterized. Bases 1 to 336 code for a protein of 111 amino acids. The record is from RefSeq and is a predicted model, not a curated record. The transcript is spliced from 3 exons. Lineage: Eukaryota; Fungi; Basidiomycota; Malasseziomycetes; Malasseziales; Malasseziaceae. Gene Ontology annotation, molecular function: ATP binding; metal ion binding; protein-folding chaperone binding. Gene Ontology annotation, cellular component: mitochondrial matrix; mitochondrion.